GCAACACAGCUGUAGAAUCUGUGAAUUUAGACGUGUCGAGUCGUCGUGGGCAUGUCAUGUCAAUAAAAUAAUUUUAUUUCUUCCUAAUUCUGUAAAUGUGCUGAUAUAUUUAAUUUAUUAGGAGUUAAUUGAAGUCUAUGUUUUAUUUACAUUCAAAACUUAUGAUUAAAAUGCCACUUUCGUCUACAGUUGUGUCUAUUAUCAGUUUGUGUUAAAAUUCGUGUUACAAAACGUGAAAUAAUUCAGAACCAAAGUGUUCAUAAUUAGACAAGAUGGUGUUAGCUGACUUAGGUCGAAAAAUAACAACUGCCCUGCAAUCUUUAAGCAGGGCAACCAUUAUCAAUGAGGAGGUGUUGAAUUCUAUGCUAAAACAAAUAUGUGCAGCACUACUAGAAGCAGAUGUGAACAUAAGGCUGGUCAAAAACCUCCGUGAGAAUGUGAGAGCAGUUAUUGAUUUUGACGAGAUGGCUGGUGGUCUCAACAAAAGACGCAUGAUACAGUCUGCUGUGUUCAAAGAACUGGUUAAGUUAGUAGACCCUGGUGUCAAACCAUAUCAGCCAGUGAAGGGCAAGCCCAACAUCAUCAUGUUUGUAGGUCUUCAAGGUUCCGGAAAGACCACUACUUGUACAAAGCUCGCUUAUCAUUACCUAAGAAAAAAUUGGAAAUCAUGUCUGGUGUGUGCUGAUACAUUCAGAGCUGGUGCGUACGACCAGGUUAAACAAAAUUGUACCAAGGCCAGAAUCCCAUUCUAUGGAAGUUAUACAGAAGUAGAUCCGGUAGUGAUAGCUACAACCGGUGUGGAAAUGUUCAAGAAAGAAGGUUUUGAAAUGAUCAUUGUUGAUACAAGUGGUCGUCACAAACAGGAAGAGUCACUAUUUGAGGAGAUGUUGGCUGUUGCCAAUGCCAUUAAACCAGAUAAUAUUAUAUUCGUUAUGGAUGCUACAAUUGGUCAAGCUUGUGAGGCACAAGCAAAAGCUUUCAAAGAAAAAGUUGACAUUGGAUCUGUCAUUAUAACAAAAUUGGAUGGACACGCAAAGGGUGGUGGUGCACUCUCAGCUGUGGCAGCGACAGAAAGUCCUAUAAUCUUCAUUGGUACCGGAGAACACAUUGACGAUUUGGAGCCUUUCAAAACAAAACCAUUUAUUAACAAAUUACUUGGCAUGGGUGAUAUUGAGGGCCUUUUGGACAAAGUAAAUGAACUCAAGUUAGAUGACAAUGAUGAACUUUUGGAAAAGCUGAAGCAUGGACAAUUUACAUUGAGAGCUAUGUAUGAACAGUUCCAAAACAUAAUGAAAAUGGGACCAUUCUCACAAAUUAUGGGAAUGAUCCCAGGUUUCUCACAAGACCUGAUGUCAAAAGGCAGUGAACAAGAAUCAAUGGCGAAAUUAAAACGACUUAUGACCAUUAUGGAUUCUAUGAAUGAAGGCGAGUUAGAUCACCGUGACGGUGCAAAAUUAUUCUCGAAGCAACCAACUCGAAUCACAAGGGUUGCACAAGGCGCAGGUGUAACAGAAAGAGAUGUCAAAGAUCUCAUCACCCAGUACACAAAAUUUGCAGCUGUUGUGAAAAAAAUGGGAGGCAUAAAAGGUCUAUUUAAGGGAGGUGACAUGGCUAAAAAUGUCAACCAAAAUCAAAUGGUAAAACUCAAUCAACAGAUGGCCAAAAUGAUGGACCCCCGCAUACUACAGCAGAUGGGUGGCAUGACAGGUCUUCAUAACAUGAUGCGACAGUUGCAGCAAGGUUCUAGUGGAAUGAACAGUCUAAUGGGGGGAAAAUGACACUAGAUAAUAACUUAUCCGUGUACUCUUUUAACAAUACCUAAAAAAAUAAAAAAGGAAAUGAAUUGUUUUA
Molecule: messenger RNA, 1851 nt
Organism: Manduca sexta (tobacco hornworm)
Lineage: Eukaryota; Metazoa; Arthropoda; Insecta; Lepidoptera; Sphingidae
Gene: Srp54k
Product: signal recognition particle 54 kDa protein
Exons: 7
Coding region: 273-1778 (501 amino acids)
Biological process (GO): SRP-dependent cotranslational protein targeting to membrane; SRP-dependent cotranslational protein targeting to membrane, translocation
Cellular component (GO): signal recognition particle, endoplasmic reticulum targeting; cytosol
Molecular function (GO): 7S RNA binding; ATP hydrolysis activity; GTP binding
Source: RefSeq, a predicted model, not a curated record